UGGUUCCGUGUGUUUUUCUGUCUCUUACAUCACGCUUCAAAAUGUGUAGUCAUCUUAUGGCUCAUUCAGGCAUCGUCUACGUGCGGCAGACAUUAGAUACAAAUAGCUAUGAUUUAUAUUUCGCAUGAUGUUGUGACGCGCUGGGUAAAUGCUCAGAUGUUUUUGUGAUAUAGUUUUAUAUUAGCAGUGAACACAGACAGUGAACAUGGCUGCGCCCGGAGGACCCAGGGGUUCAGCAACCUCCAGCCCGCCAGGGUUUGAAGGCUUUCCGUUUCCAAUGAUGGCCAAACCAUCCGAGGACAAGAGUGGUAAAGAGCAAGACCAGAGUGAAGGUGUUAAAAAGAAGCCGUGCCGAGCGUGUACGGACUUCAAGAGUUGGAUGAAAGUCCAGAAACAGGCGUCAGCAGCAGCGCAGAGCUCAUCCACUGAAUCAGAGCCACAGCAAGAUCCUGAAUGUCCCCUGGACCGUCAAGAGCUGGGUCGUAACACCUGGUCCUUUCUACACACAAUGGCUGCAUAUUACCCAGACCAGCCAACGUCCACACAGCAGCAGGAAAUGGGACAGUUUAUCAACCUUUUCUCCAAGUUCUUCCCAUGUGAAGAGUGUGCAGAGGACCUCAGGGACAGACUGAAGACAAAUCAGCCGGACACGAGGAGCCGCCACUUUCUUUCCCAAUGGUUUUGUCGUCUUCAUAAUGACGUGAACAUCCGAUUAGGGAAGCCGGAGUUUGACUGCUCUCGUGUGGAUGAAAGGUGGAAGGAUGGAUGGAAAGAUGGAUCAUGUGACUGAUACAUUCAGUCCUUUCCUUAAACUUUAUAAGACCAAAAACCUCCAUAUUUAUACAUGCAACACUGAAGAGAAUAUCUGAUGCCAGGGCAAAAUAAGUGUCUCUCUGUACACUUUAUAAUAAUAAUUAUUACACUUCUCUCAGAUGAACUCGGAGUUGUUAAUAAUAUAUAACAUGUAUAAUGUAUAAAUGUACAAUAUGACCAGGGUAAUUGUGCAUAUAUUAGGCUGUAUUCAUUGUUGUGUGAAGUUUCUAUUUUUAUAAUGAACAGUUUGUCUAUGUGAGUGGACAACUUUUGUCACAAUGUUAUUGUCAAAGGAGAGCACCAAUAUUAUAAAUGCUCAAACUGAGGUGGUUAUAAACAAUAAAGUGUACCUAAGAUGUG
Periophthalmus magnuspinnatus is the source of this 1173-nucleotide messenger RNA. RefSeq names its product growth factor, augmenter of liver regeneration (ERV1 homolog, S. cerevisiae) (gene gfer). Gene Ontology annotation, biological process: liver development. Lineage: Eukaryota; Metazoa; Chordata; Actinopteri; Gobiiformes; Gobiidae. Bases 206 to 790 code for a protein of 194 amino acids. The transcript is spliced from 3 exons. The record is from RefSeq and is a predicted model, not a curated record. Gene Ontology annotation, molecular function: flavin-dependent sulfhydryl oxidase activity; flavin adenine dinucleotide binding. Gene Ontology annotation, cellular component: mitochondrion.